AUGGGAAACAACGCAUCAAGACGUUUGAUGGCAGAAAAAAAGUUACGAAAAAAGAAAAAUUGUGGUAGUAUUACUUCUACUUCGAAUAUUUAUAUUCCUAAAGAAUCAGAUAUCAGUCGAAGUAUUGCUCAUAAUAUUGCCAUGAAUAAAUUGUUUGGGUGCGCAUACUCGUCGCCCAUAGAAGAAUUUUUAACAAUGACUGGAAAAAUUUUGGAUGUUGGAUGCGGAUCUGGAACAUGGCUAAUUGAGAUGGCACAUAUGUAUCCAAAACCUGAAUACUUUGGCAUAGAUUUAAAUCCUUGUUCAACUAUACCUUAUCCAUCCAACAUAAAAAUAACAAAAGGUAAUUUAUUAAAUUUACCUUACGACGAGAGUCAAUUUGAUUUUGUGAGGAUGUCCGAUUUCGUGUCGGAAUUCACAGAUAACGAAUGGGAACAAAGUAUCGCCGAGAUGAUAAGAGUAACAAAACCUGGAGGUUGGAUAGAAUUUUGUGAGGCGGACCUUACAUCACCGGAGAAUGCUCCUACUUUUUCUAAAUUUCUUAAAAGUUUUUUAGAAUGUCUAGUAUUACGAGGUGUUAAUGGUGCAAUUAAUACAAAACUUGAAUACUUACUUUAUACAACAAAACAAGUGGACGAUAUUCAAUGCGCCGUUAAAUCCGUAAUUUUCGGGAAAAAAGGUGGAUUUAUUGGUACUACUACAUUUGAUAAUUUUGCCAGUUGGUUUAAUGAUGUUUGUAUUGAAAUGGUGGCUGACCAUAUGGGAAUAACAUAUGAUGAAUAUAAAAAGUUGUGGGCUAUUGUAGAAAAUGAAACGAUAAUAGAUAGCGUCGAGACGAAAUUUUAUAGAUUUUGGGCACAAAAAAAGAGAGAUCGUUUUGAAUAA
Molecule: messenger RNA, 885 nt
Organism: Diversispora eburnea
Lineage: Eukaryota; Fungi; Glomeromycota; Glomeromycetes; Diversisporales; Diversisporaceae
Source: the annotation of a GenBank genome assembly